Molecule: messenger RNA, 1845 nt
Organism: Mytilus trossulus (common blue mussel)
Lineage: Eukaryota; Metazoa; Mollusca; Bivalvia; Mytilida; Mytilidae
Product: lysophospholipid acyltransferase 5-like
Exons: 13
Coding region: 59-1489 (476 amino acids)
Biological process (GO): lipid modification; phosphatidylcholine biosynthetic process
Cellular component (GO): membrane
Molecular function (GO): 1-acylglycerophosphocholine O-acyltransferase activity; lysophospholipid acyltransferase activity
Source: RefSeq, a predicted model, not a curated record
UCCAUUGAGCGAUAUUAAUAAAAGGAAACAAAUUUAAGAAAACCAGUCAAAAUUCAGCAUGGCGGUCGUCGAAAAGUUCAUCCAGGAUAUUGCAGACAAUUUAGGGGCUUCAGAAAUGGCCAUAAGGUUUCUGUUGUCUUUAUUUGCAGGUUAUCCACUAGCUUUUCUUUAUAGAAGUUUCAUAUUUGGUAGAUCACCUAACAUACAACAUAUAUAUUUUACGAUCUGUGGAAUUUCUCUUUGUUACUUUAACUAUGGUACAGAUGUAGUACAUUCCAUGAUCAAUAUAGCUGUCACAUACAUUUUGCUGCUUGUAUGUCCUGGUUCAAAGUUUUCAAUAUUAUUUGGAUUUAUAUUUAAUUCAUUGUAUUUAGUGAUAGCAUAUUAUAAAUGUACGGAUCAGACAUUGACCUGGACUACACCACAAUGUGUUAUUUGUCUACGAUUGACCGCUGUUGUUUUUGAUGUCUACGAUGGUCAAAAGAGUAAGGAAAAAUUGUCUGAAGAUCAGAAAGAAUCUGCCAUAUCUGAAGUGCCUUCCCUCCUGGCGAUCUGUGGACAGACAUACUACUUUGGUACAUUUCUAGCGGGACCACAGUUUAACAUAAAGAGAUACCUCCAGUUUGUAAAUGGAGAAUUUGAUGAUCCACAACAUAAAGGACCUUCCAGGAGUGUUGGACCAGGACUUACAAGGAUGAGUAUGGGUAUACUAUACAUAGCUAUGUACCAGAUUGGGGGUCUGCUGUUUAAUGAGGAACAUAUGUUAGCUGAUGAUUUUAUGAAUCGUUAUUUUCUAACCAGAUGUGCUUAUGUGUUGUUUUAUGGAAGAAUCUUAUUUUGUCAGUAUAUAGGAUGCUGGUUGAUAGCAGAAGGAGUAUGCAUACUGAAUGGUCUGUCUUACAAUGGAAAAGACGAAAAUGGAAACAUAUUAUGGGAUGGAAUACAGAAUGUGAAACUGUACUCAUUAGAAACAGCCACUUCAUUCCAUGGUUUGAUAUCUGCCUUCAACAUUAAUACCAAUCUUUGGAUGGCAAAAUAUCUUUUCAAAAGACUGAGAUUUAUGGGCAGCAAACUAUUAUCCCAGUCAGUAACCCUAUUUUAUCUGGCAUUAUGGCAUGGUCUAAAAACUGGAUACUACAUGAACUUUUUCCUGGAGUUUUUUAUGGUCAACACUGAGAAUCAGAUGACUGCCUUAUCAAAGAAAGUGCCAGCCAUACAGAAAUUGUCUUCCAUGCCAAAGCUGCAGCCAUUUGUUUGGGUUGUAAAGAAGACAUUUAUUACUUUCUCGUUAAGUUAUGCCUUAGUUAGUUUUGGAUUGUUAGAAUGGAACAAAUAUUUUAAGGUUUAUGGAUCCAUAUAUUACAUAGGUCAUGUGAUAUUUAUGUUAGUACCAUUGGUGGUUUAUUUGUUUGCUAAAGUUCCUAUUUCAGUCUAUACAUCACAUAGAAGAAAAAUGAGCAGAGAAUUAAAAGAAGAGAAAGUGGACUGAUUGAUACCUUCAACUUUGCUAAAUUGUAUUUGCAAGUCUCGAUAAUUCAAAUCUAGUAACCCACCAUAUCACUUCAGUUUGUAGUAAAGUUUAUGUUGCAAUAUAUAUUUUAUGAUUUACUAGUUGUUACUGCUUAUAAUAAUUAAAGUUCACAUUUUCUAAUAUUCUAAAUCCUUUGAUUUUGUUGUAGGUUAACCCUAAAUAACUUUAAUUUGAAGCCUAUUUUUGUUUAUUUUUUUGUGUUCUAUUCUGUAUAGUUAUUUUAUCAUGUGUUUUUUAUGUUAUAUGUAUAUUUAUUGAACUGUUGAAUUUAUUUAAAUUUGAAUUAGAUUUGUUUAUUACUGUAAUAUAUGUUU